AUGAGGGAAAUCCUUCACAUCCAGGGCGGCCAGUGCGGCAACCAGAUCGGAGCCAAGUUCUGGGAGGUCAUCUGCGAGGAGCAUGGCAUCGACCCCCUCGGAAACUACAAGGGGGACUCUCCCCUGCAGCUGGAGCGCGUUAACGUCUACUACAAUGAGGCCAGCGGCGGCCGCUACGUCCCACGUGCCAUCCUCAUGGAUCUGGAGCCCGGUGUGAUGGACAGCGUUCGCUCGGGCCCCUACGGCAAGGUCUUCCGUCCCGACAACUUCGUGUUCGGGCAGUCCGGCGCCGGCAACAACUGGGCCAAGGGCCACUACACCGAGGGCGCCGAGCUUAUCGAUUCCGUUUUGGACGUCGUCCGCAAGGAGGCCGAGAACUGCGACUGCCUGCAGGGCUUCCAAGUGUGCCAUUCGCUGGGCGGCGGCACGGGUUCCGGCAUGGGCACGCUGCUUAUCUCUAAGAUCCGCGAGGAGUACCCCGACCGCAUGAUGCUCACCUUCUCCGUGUUCCCGUCGCCCAAGGUGUCGGACACGGUCGUGGAGCCGUACAACGCCACGCUCUCCGUGCACCAGCUCGUCGAGAACGCGGACGAGUGCAUGGUGCUCGACAACGAGGCGCUCUACGAUAUCUGCUUCCGCACGCUCAAGCUCGCCAAUCCCAGCUUCGGCGAUCUCAACCACCUCAUCUCCGCCACCAUGAGCGGCGUCACGUGCUGCCUGCGCUUCCCUGGCCAGCUCAACUCGGACCUGCGCAAGCUCGCUGUCAACCUCAUCCCCUUCCCGCGCCUCCACUUCUUCAUGGUUGGCUUCGCGCCGCUCACGUCCCGCGGCUCGCAGCAGUACCGCGCGCUGACGGUCCCCGAGCUGACGCAGCAGAUGUGGGACGCGAAGAACAUGAUGUGCGCCGCGGACCCGCGCCACGGGCGGUACCUGACGGCGUCGGCGAUGUUCCGCGGGAAGAUGAGCACCAAGGAGGUGGACGAGCAGAUGCUCAACGUGCAGAACAAGAACUCGUCCUACUUCGUUGAGUGGAUCCCCAACAACGUCAAGUCGUCCGUGUGCGACAUCCCGCCGCGCGGGCUCAAGAUGGCGUCAACGUUCAUCGGCAACAGCACGAGCAUCCAGGAGAUGUUCAAGCGCGUGAGCGAGCAGUUCACGGCCAUGUUCCGGCGCAAGGCUUUCUUGCAUUGGUACACGGGCGAGGGCAUGGACGAGAUGGAGUUUACCGAGGCGGAGAGCAACAUGAACGACCUGGUGAGCGAGUACCAGCAGUACCAGGAGGCCAGCACGGAGGAGGACGCGGAGUACGAGGAGGAGGCUGAGCCUGCCAUGUGA
Closterium sp. Yama58-4 is the source of this 1335-nucleotide messenger RNA. Lineage: Eukaryota; Viridiplantae; Streptophyta; Zygnematophyceae; Desmidiales; Closteriaceae. The record is from the annotation of a GenBank genome assembly.